ACUACUAAAUCUAUUGUUUAUAAAUUGCUUAGUUCGCUGAACACACAAAUCGCUAGUGUGGUGGCUUUUGGAACACGGUGGACGUCUAUCUAUCGAAAAUUGAGGCUCAUACAGCGCUAACGCUUGGCCCGCUGAGGUAGUUAUAGAUGGAGUGGUUACACAAUUUAAGUGAUUGAAAAUGAUUGACUUACUUAUAUGCAGUACAGUUGCUCUUCUGGUGUAUCUAAACACUUUGGACGCCGACUUUGCAUACGAUGAUUCACGUGCAAUACAAAAGAACCAAGACCUUUUACCGGAUUCUCCAAUUUCAAAUAUCUUUUAUGACGACUUUUGGGGAACACCACUAAUACACAGCGGUAGUCACAAGUCCUACCGGCCAAUCUGCGUUCUAACUUUUCGACUAAACUAUUUCCUUGGUGGUUUGAAUCCAUUUGGAUAUCACCUAGGCAAUGUACUUUUACACUGUCUCACCACAUUGCUAUUUACUUACACUGCAAGACAAUUCCUAAAUCGAAUGUUCCCAACAAUUUUUGCAGGUUUGUUAUUUAGCCUUCAUCCUGUUCACACGGAAGCUGUUGCGGGGAUUGUAGGCCGGGCGGAUGUUGGCGCGUGCAUGUUUUUCUUAGCUUCGUUUCUCUGUUUUAUUAAUUAUUGUAAGCAUCGAGAUAUAUCUGAAGAAGUAUCAACUCAGAAUAUAGCAAUCAAAAAAUGGUUGUAUCUGUUCGGUAGCAUGUUGUUCACGUUGGCAAGUAUGCUGACAAAAGAGCAAGGGAUCACAGUCUUAGCAGUUAACAUCACCUACGAUAUGUUUAUAAAACACGGAACAAGGUUGCAAGAUAUUUGGACGAUACUAUUUAAGAAUGGUUCCAGACAGGUGCAGGAAGGCGUUUUGUCGCAGAUUUUCUGUGGGAUCGUUCUCAUUAGUCUUCGUCUAUAUCUCAUGGGAAAUACUCCUCCGGAAUUCUCUCCGUCCGAUAAUCCUGCCUCCGAUUCAAAUAAUACUUUAACAAGAUCAUUGACUUUCCAUUUUCUUCCUGCGUUCAAUGUAUGGCUUAUGUUGUGCCCUUACAAACUUAGUUUUGAUUGGUCGAUGGAGGCAAUACCUUUAGUUACAUCACUACUAGAUGUUCGCAAUAUAGCUACAAUUUCCAUGUAUCUAAUACUUUUUUACACUGUAAUAUACUGUGUCCAGGGACUUAAUUCACUGCAACACCAAUCAUCUCCAAAUUCUAUUUGUAAGCAUCCAGAUUGUUCAAAUUACACCAAAAUGCAAUUUAAAUUUUCCAAUGGACACAAAAACAACCAUCACUAUGAUUCCAAUGGGAAUGGACAUUUUAAAGGUGAUGCCUUGCGGAAGCGAUGCCCUCCUUAUAGACUAAAUCAACCAAUUGGUGCUCUCUCAUUCUUAGAUAUUUUUUCACCAGACAAGAUAUAUAUAAAAAGCGAGGAGCGAAGAUCGCUGAAUGUAAUUCUUAUUGGUUUAUCACUGCUAGUUUUUCCUUUUCUUCCUGCAACAAAUUUAUUUUUCUAUGUUGGAUUUGUUGUUGCUGAACGAGUGCUAUACAUUCCAAGUAUGGGUCUAUGUCUAUUGGUUGCGGAGGGUACGUAUCAACUUUGGAAGCGGAAUCAAGAUACGAACCAAAAGUUAGUCUUAUUCGCAUCCGUCUUCAUUCUGGUGCUUUUUGGUCUUCGAACAAUUAUACGAAACAGAGACUGGCAAAAUGAGGAGGCACUCUAUAGGUCAGGAAUUGAAAUCAACCCAGCCAAAGCCUGGGGCAACCUAGCAAACAUCUUGAAAAAUAAGGGGAAGUUUAGGGAAGCAGAACAAGCAUACAGAAGUGCAUUGUCCUACAGAGGAAACAUGGCAGAUGUACACUACAACCUGGGAAUAUUAUUACAAGAGAAUGAACGAUAUGAAGAGGCCAUUAGCAGUUAUCGUAUGGCUAUCAGAUGUCGCCCAAGACUUGCAAGUGCAUAUCUCAACUUAGGAAUGGUUUUAGCAACCCUUGAGAGGUUUACAGAAGCUGAGGAGGUAUAUCGGCUUGCUAUUGCCAUAGAUAGUACAGGGUUAAAGGACCCAAGAAGUCACACAAAUGCUGUUAUGUCGGCCAUGUUCAACUUGGGAAAACUGUUACAUGAUCAGGCAAAAUACAAUGCUGCAAUUGAUGUGUUUUCUGAAGCUCUUGAGAGACGCCCAGACUAUUACUUACCACAAAGUCUAUACAACAUGCUUGGUGAAACAUAUGCAAAAUUUGGUGAUGCAAUAAAUGCUGAGCGGUUCUUCAAGGAGUCCCUCCUGCACAAGCCAGAUCACGUGCCUGCAUAUUUGACUUACGGAAACUUACUGGGAAAAACGAAUCGUGUUUUGCAAGCAGAAAAGAUGUUUAACAGUGCAGUCGAACUGGAGCCUAAUAAUCCAAGUGUUUAUCAACAUUUUGCUCAAUUUUUAAACGAUCAGAAACGUUAUGAAGAAGCAAUUGCAUUAUACCAGAAGGCCAUGUCAAUGCUUCCAGACGACUUCGAAAUUAUUUUCAAUUUGGCUAACUCAUACCGUCAAGCAGGCCAGAACAUUGAUGCUGAAAAAUAUUACAAGAUUGCUGUUAAGAUUAAACCUACGUCAUCAAAUGGACACAUGAAUCUUGGAGCUAUACUUCAUUUAAACGGGAAAUUAGAGGAAGCGGAGUCAAUCUAUUUGAAGGCGCUACAACUUAAACCAGAUGAUCAGAUAACUCAGCAAAAUCUACGCAAACUACGAAAAUUGAUGGCAAAGCAGCAGGAUAAGAAUUUAGAAAGCAACAGAAGAUAGGAAGAUAGGAUAUAUAAAUUACGGAUAAUUUGAUGGGGGUGUGGGUGUUAACAAAUUUUAUUUGAUCUGUUCACAUCAAGUAACUAUUUUUAGGUUUUAUGUCAUUUAAGUAAUUAAAUAUGUAACAGCCCUGUCUUCAUGAUUACUACCAUACACCAUUGCAAGUGUACACAUGUCAUUGUAACCAUAAUCACCACUCACUGUGAAUGAUCAAAUAAGUGCUUCUCUCAAAUAAUAAGCACUACUCUUAAAAUAAGCAGCACACCAGACAGAUGUUUUUUAUUAAGCGCCGCUCUCGAAUAAUUACUGCAGUGUUUAUUCAAAUUGUAUUUUAUUUCGAAUAAGCAUCAUAGCACUUGAGAAUAUACAAAUACAAAAUGGUUUGAAGUGAUGUAGUGAAUUCUGCUUCCGGAGGUGUUGGAUGAUUGGAGCUACCUCACGACAUUAAGUGGAGAGAGUAGUCCCAAUCAUCCAACAACAAGAGAAGUAGAAUUCACUGCUUUACCAAAAUAAAACCAUUUUGGUUUUUUUUACUAUACCUCAUAAAUAUUAAACAACAAACCGUCCAUCUACAUUAGCCAUUUCGGUCUGUGAGGGUAUGAUUACGCAGUUUGCAUAUGGUUCACAUAGGCAGGGGUACGGUAGUAGAUUUUGGAUAGUACUUUUUUUUCCCGCAUACGCAUAAAUUUGGCACACGCAAGGAAUUAUUGGAAACUACCGCACCCCUUAUCAGGUAAAAUUGACCAAUGAAAUAUUAUUAACUAAUUAAUAUUUAUGAGGUACAGUAAUAUAUAUUACCUGACGUGCCUUGAUAUUCAUUGGGACACUACUUAACAACAAGACAGGCCUAUAAACAUAUGAUAUCAUUUUCACAAUAUAGAAUUGUGUAACAAGAGAAUUGUUUACAGUAAAUGUUGAUCUCAAAUUAGUACCUCUCCCAAAUAACAGUCACACUGAAUCCUGCAAUACUUUUAUAAGUGAUAGUCUUUAAAAAUCUGCGAAUAUCUUCAUGCCUUUAUCUUUACCUACUGGUUUACAACAAAAUUCUAACUUUAGCUGUCUGUGUAUGCUCCAACACCAGUUCCAUGAUCCAACACAAUGUUAGCCCUGCAGUGCACAGAAACCUCUGCUAUGCCCUCCACAGUAAUUCAAAACAAAAAUCUUCUGGCACCUUUCUUUUCUCUUCUCUUCCCUCUUGUCAGCUGAUUACAUUAUAUUCAUUUAAAGUUAAUAUUGUUAUAUCAUACUUUAAGAGUAAACUAUGAUUAUUGACAUUGACACAUUAUAAUAUUUGAUAUUGAUAAUUAUAAUCAAUAUCAUCAACAUCUUCAUCAACAUCAUUAUUCUCAUCUCAUAUUUGAUACACUGGAGGCCAAUCCAAGGCUUAAAUAUUUACCAUUAUCUAUGACAAAUUUUCCAUGGUUAUUUAAAUAGAAUACUUUGGCUCAUAUAGGAAGAACAAAAAUACAAUAUGCAUUGCAUGAUACAUUCCUAUGCAUCUGAGUGAUAAUUUCAUUAAAAAAAACAUAUUGCAAUGUAAUAUAAUUGCACCAUUAUUGUAUAUAGAUUACUAAAGAAUAAAAUAUUUUCUGUGAUUGUAGAUAAAAAGUGCAAUGAUUAAAAAUCAAUACAAUUUAGUGUAAAAUUUAACAAGAUUGCCUUUUAAUUAAUAGCCAUGUUCCUAAAAAUGUUAAAAAAAACAUGUUUUAUAUAAUUUUUGCAACAAUAUUGCAAAUACUCUAUUCUCUUCUACAUUUCCACCCACCAAUUUGUGUUUUUCCUAGGCACCAUAGAAUAAGGUUUUGUUUGUUUUCAAAUUAUUGGCAAACAAGUAAAUGAUAGCGACAUAAUAUUUUAUAUUUUUUAUGACAAAGUCGUACACAUCUUAAUGAUACGUUGAGUAAUUUAUUCAAAAUAUCCAUUAAGCAAAGUUAUUAUUGUAUAUUAACCACAGUUUUACAUUUAGCAAUAUUUAAUUUUUUUGAGAUAUCUAUGCCUGUUAAAGAGCAUGUUUAUUGUAUAUGCAAAAUAUUAAAUUUUUAUCUAAACAAAGCA
Molecule: messenger RNA, 4861 nt
Organism: Anneissia japonica
Lineage: Eukaryota; Metazoa; Echinodermata; Crinoidea; Comatulida; Comatulidae
Product: protein O-mannosyl-transferase TMTC2-like
Exons: 11
Coding region: 179-2806 (875 amino acids)
Biological process (GO): protein O-linked glycosylation via mannose
Cellular component (GO): endoplasmic reticulum membrane
Molecular function (GO): protein binding; mannosyltransferase activity
Source: RefSeq, a predicted model, not a curated record